Oncorhynchus nerka (sockeye salmon) is the source of this 3527-nucleotide messenger RNA. RefSeq names its product carbonic anhydrase 4-like. The transcript has 8 exons. Gene Ontology annotation, molecular function: zinc ion binding; carbonate dehydratase activity. Gene Ontology annotation, cellular component: plasma membrane. Gene Ontology annotation, biological process: one-carbon metabolic process. The coding region runs from base 162 to 1085 and encodes 307 amino acids. The record is from RefSeq and is a predicted model, not a curated record. Lineage: Eukaryota; Metazoa; Chordata; Actinopteri; Salmoniformes; Salmonidae.
CGUUAUCGGUUGGGAUGUUUAUUAGAAGUAAUGCCCGAGGGGGAGGGGCCAGGGCUGUUAAUAAAGUAUAAGACCCCCUUAGAAGAAGAAUGGAUCACAUUUAAUAACGAACUCAUUGUGUCCCCCUGCGCCGCUCGAGCCCGACAGAGACUCACUCCAAAAUGCAGCGGCAUCUAAUCGUACCGAUUUUUUUUGCAUCCUUUUUGAAGAUCUGCACCGGGGCAGAUUGGUGCUACCAGUCCCAGCAUACCUGUGCCACCCCUUGUAAUGGACCUGAGAAGUGGUACCAUGCCAACAAAGACUGUGAAGGCAGAGCCCAAUCCCCCAUCAACAUCGUCCACAGGAAGACCCUACCAGAUGAGCGCCUCACACCCUUCCAGUUCAGAAAAUACCAGGAUUCCUUCAGUGGCCUGAUCAAAAACAAUGGACACUCUGUUCAAGUGAAUGUGCCUCACCAACCGUAUGUGAUUGGUGGAGACCUGGAGACGCCAUAUAAGGUAGUGCAGUUUCACCUGCACUGGGGAAAGAACGGAGGACCAGGAUCGGAACACACUAUCGACGGAGAGCAGUACCCCAUGGAGCUGCAUAUUGUUCACAUGAAUGAGGAAUAUUCAACAUUGGAAGAUGCCCUGAAAGACCCUAUAGGAGUUGCAGUCCUUGGAUUUUUCUAUGAGGAAUCCCUCAGUGCCAACAGAAAAUAUGACCCCGUUGUAAGAGCCCUCCAGCGCAUCAUGACGACUGGUGCUAAUACAACUCUGGUGUCAGUUUCUCUGGAACAGCUGAUUCCUCCCCAGCAGAACCUAAGCAACUACUACCGUUACAAGGGCUCGCUCACCACCCCCGGCUGUACCGAGUGUGUGAUCUGGACUGUGUUCGAGAAGCCCAUCCCUCUCAGCAGAGACCAGCUGCGGGUGUUCUCAGACCUCCAGUUUAAGGAUGGCAAGCCUAUGGUGGGCACAUUCCGGCCGGUGCAGCCCCUCAAUGGCCGCGUGGUGUACCGGUCGGGAGGCGCUGUGGUAGUGGCCAGCACUGCAAUCCUCUUGGCCUCCGUCACCAUGGCGAUGGGAUUAUCACAGCCCAACUAGAAGAAGGAAGGCAUUCUGAGCGAGCCGCACCACGACAUGCAUGAACACAAUGAGUUCUCAAAACCAAAAACCAACUGACAAACUAAAGUACAGCACCAACCAACAGCCAUGCCCUAAACAUUCAGCCUGAAAACCAACAUGCCCCAGGCCCUUAUGAUACAUCAUAGUGAUUCAUGAGUUCUUGAAUUAUCGAGUUCUGUAGCUCAAGUUCUGAAGUUCACAAGUCCUACAGUCCAUAGGUUCAACCUCCCUCCCUGUCCAAUGUCAGAUCAAUUUAUAGUCCUCAGCCUAAAUUUACAAUACAAAAUGUGAGGAGCCUCUGCUCAGUGCUCAGGUCGUUGGGUCACUGCACUAGAGUCUAAACAUAGACGUCAAUAAAUCCAUGACCUAGUUGGUAUUAGACUGGCACGUGACCAUGUUCUUAGAACGGAAUGUGUGAAUGGUGGGUCAAAGCUAAUAAUAGAUAGCACUCAUAAAUACUCUCCAGUUCAAACCUAGGAGAGGAGAGAGAGAUGCCAUGGCCUUGCCUUUCCCUCUGCAACUCCUAUUUCCACCACCACUGUCAGGAGUCAGGUGGGGAUUCUAUGCCACCCACCACGGGCCGGGCAAAUUAUCUGAGGGGUGAGGGGAACGGAGGUCCCCUAGCUCCAGGUGAAUCACCCACCAUAGGGUAAUAGAAGGGCACAGGCUGAUGACGAUCACAACGGACCAUGCGGUUCUGUGUGUUACCGAGGUAAGAGGCUGAACUGUCCCUGUCCCGACUCCCAGAUCCCCAGUCACACAUGAGUUCCACGAGGAGGAGAUGGAGGAUAAUGAUGAUGAUGCAGUGAUGGGGCGAAGAGCUGAUAGGUCAUGAGGCAAGUGACAGGGUGAUUCAGAAGACUCAGUACCUAGAAGGUAAACACAGCAGCGUUUAAGAUAACUAACUCAUUCAUUCAUUAAUAAAUACAGUGCCUUGCAAAAGUAUUCGGCCCCCUUGAACUUUGCGACCUUUUGCCACAUUUCAGGCUUCAAACAUAAAGAUAUAAAACUGUAUUUUUUGUGAAGAAUCAACAAGUGGGACACAAUCAUGAAGUGGAACGACAUUUAUUGGAUAUUUCAAACUUUUUUAACAAAUCAAAAACUGAAAAAUUGGGCGUGCAAAAUUAUUCAGCCUCUUUACUUUCAGUGCAGCGCAGCAAACUCUCUCCAGAAGUUCAGUGAGGAUCUCUGAAUGAUCCAAUGUUGACCUAAAUGACUAAUGAUGAUAAAUACAAUCCACCUGUGUGUAAUCAAGUCUCUGUAUAAAUUCACCUGCACUGUGAUAGUCUCAGAGGUCCGUUAAAAGCGCAGAGAGCAUCAUGAAGAACAAGGAACACACCAGGCAGGUCCGAGAUACUGUUGUGAAGAAGUUUAAAGCCGGAUUUGGAUACAAAAAGAUUUCCCAAGCUUUAAACAUCCCAAGGAGCACUGUGCAAGCGAUAAUAUUGAAAUGGAAGGAGUAUCAGACCACUGCAAAUCUACCAAGACCUGGCCGUCCCUCUAAACUUUCAGCUCAUACAAGGAGAAGACUGAUCAGAGAUGCAGCCAAGCGGCCCAUGAUCACUCUGGAUGAACUGCAGAGAUCUACAGCUGAGGUGGGAGACUCUGUCCAUAGGACAACAAUCAGUCGUAUAUUGCACAAAUCUGGCCUUUAUGGAAGAGUGGCAAGAAGAAAGCCAUUUCUUAAAGAUAUCCAUAAAAAGUGUUGUUUAAAGUUUGCCACUAGCCACCUGGGAGACACACCAAACAUGUGGAAGAAGGUGCUCUGGUCAGAUGAAACCAAAAGUGAACUUUUUGGCAACAAUGCAAAACGUUAUGUUUGGCGUAAAAGCAACACAGCUCAUCACCCUGAACACACCAUCCCCACUGUCAAACAUGGUGGUGGCAGCAUCAUGGUUUGGGCCUGCUUUUCUUCAGCAGGGACAGGGAAGAUGGUUAAAAUUGAUGGGAAGAUGGAUGGAGCCAAAUACAGGACCAUUCUGGAAGAAAACCUGAUGGAGUCUGCAAAAGACCUGAGACUGGGACGGAGAUUUGUCUUCCAACAAGACAAUGAUCCAAAACAUAAAGCAAAAUCUACAAUGGAAUGGUUAAAAAAUAAACAUAUCCAGGUGUUAGAAUGGCCAAGUCAAAGUCCAGACCUGAAUCCAAUCGAGAAUCUGUGGAAAGAACUGAAAACUGCUGUUCACAAAUGCUCUCCAUCCAACCUCACUGAGCUCGAGCUGUUUUGCAAGGAGGAAUGGGAAAAAAUGUCAGUCUCUCGAUGUGCAAAACUGAUAGAGACAUACCCCAAGCGACUUACAGCUGUAAUCGCAGCAAAAGGUGGCGCUACAAAGUAUUAACUUAAGGGGGCUGAAUAAUUUUGCACGCCCAAUUUUUCAGUUUUUGAUUUGUUAAAAAAGUUUAAAAUAUCCAAUAAAUGUU